Paramecium sonneborni is the source of this 1164-nucleotide messenger RNA. Lineage: Eukaryota; Ciliophora; Oligohymenophorea; Peniculida; Parameciidae. The record is from the annotation of a GenBank genome assembly.
AUGACGCCUCUACUUAAAUCGAGUUUACAAGAAAACCUCAAACCAAUAACUAUUAACUACUUAAAUUCAUCAUACUCUUAGACUAUUUAUGUUGAUAAGAAUACAUUAGCGUGUGAAUUAAUUGUUAGAGCUAUUUAAGAAUAUAAAAAAAACUUAAAUUUUGAUUAGAGCUUGUUAAAAUAUUCAAAUUUUACACUAGCUUAUAAAUUAACUAGUAUUGAUGACUUUUGUGAUUUUUCUGCCUAUCCCUCUUUCAAAGAUAGUAUUAUUGAUAAAAAAUCUGUUUAAGAGGAUGAACAUUAAUAAUUUUAAUACAUAUUUGAUAAUUUGGAUAGAAAUUUUAAUAGAAAGUUCUUUUAUUUGGAAUUGAACUCACAUGUGGAUUUCAAAAAUCUUACUUUAGAAAUUGCAGAUACAUCAAGCUUUGGCAUAGAUUUACUCACUAUUGAAAUAACUCAUAAAACUUAUCCUACUUAAAUAAUUUUAUUGUUAGAAGACAUAAAAAAUAAAAUAUUUUAUAAUUUAAAAUUUGAAGAAAACGCAACCAUUCAAGAUAUUUAUAAUUAACUAUAAAAAAAAGGUAAUUUUAAAUGUAAUCAAAAUGAAUGUUUUUUUUUAUUAAAAUAUCCUUGUGUAAAUGUUAAUAAUUUAGAACCUUUAGAUAUUAAGUUUCCAAUCUCUUUAUUACCGAUUCAUUGGUUAAUAAUAUAAUAUAAAUACGAUUAAAAAAAUACAAUCAGUUCUUCUUCAAACAAUCUUAAUGAUUGUUUUAUGAAUUCUGAAUUAAGAUUGUCCUCAAUUUAAAUCAUAUCACCAUCAAUUAUUUAGAAAGAUGAUUAUAUUGAUAGAAAAAAUGUUUAGAUGUUUAACUAUAAAGAAUACAAGUUAAUAAAAUUAGAAAAUAAUGAAUCAUUGAAUAAAGUAAUAGUUGAAUUAGACUAUUUUGAUUUGUAUUACUACUAAACUUCUAAAAAAUAAUAAAAAUAUUUUUAUUAUAAGAUUGCUAAAGGGAAGAUUUAAUUUUUAUUAAUAAGUAUAUUAUAGUAUUUUAUGUGCCAUAGAUUAUAUUUUAGAUACAAAUCCAAUUUGCAUUGCAAAUAAUUCUUUAACAUAUUGAGUUAUGUAGUUUAAGUAGUUCAAUCAAUUGAUUUAGAUUAUUAUUGA